Camponotus floridanus (Florida carpenter ant) is the source of this 633-nucleotide messenger RNA. RefSeq lists its product as uncharacterized. The transcript has 4 exons. Lineage: Eukaryota; Metazoa; Arthropoda; Insecta; Hymenoptera; Formicidae. Bases 1 to 633 code for a protein of 210 amino acids. Gene Ontology annotation, biological process: regulation of transcription by RNA polymerase II. The record is from RefSeq and is a predicted model, not a curated record. Gene Ontology annotation, cellular component: nucleus; transcription regulator complex.
AUGGAGGACGAUAUGUUCAAACUUUGCGUAGAUUGUGGUGAAUAUUCAAUUGAUGACGAUCAUGAGUGUGAAUUGCCGGAUACAAACAAUGAUGAUUCAAAUUUGGUAUCGUCACCAAUUGAAACAACUUUGACCGAAGUCCAAAAUGUGGAAGAAUUAAUUAAUGAAGUCUUUAAGCGAACACCAUUGUGGGACAGUACUUUACCUUAUGAAAAACGAGGUCCAUCCAGAACAAAAUUGUUAUGGUCAGCGAUUGAUAAAAAACUAAAUUUACGUCCAGGUACUGCGAAUGUUAAAUGGCGUAAUUUACGAGAUACUUACGUCAGAAAAUUAAGUGAACAGAAAAAGUACAUUCCAAGUGGAAGCGCUGCUGAAGCUAAGCCUAAAGUAUCAUGGCCAUAUUUUGAACUGUUAGGAUUUUUAAGACCAACAGUAAUGCGUAGAAAGACAUUUAGUAACAUAAGCCCACCUGCAUCUUUCAGUACUAAUAGUGAUAAACGUUACAUAGAGCAACAAUUAGAAAAGCUAAAUAGUAAUACGAGUUUAACAGCUUCCAGAAGCAACAGUAAUAAAAGUUGUACAUUCUCAGGAAACCGAUAUACAGUGACCGGCAAAAAUAAAAAGCCACCUUAA